Molecule: messenger RNA, 561 nt
Organism: Physcomitrium patens
Lineage: Eukaryota; Viridiplantae; Streptophyta; Bryopsida; Funariales; Funariaceae
Source: the annotation of a RefSeq genome assembly
AUGUUCACUCCAAAUAGACUCCGUUUUCAUUACGAAAAUUUAUUACGUCAAGAUUUGUUGUUAAAAUUGAAUUAUGCCAACAUUAUGGAAGUUCCUAGAUUGUGUAAAAUAAUAAUAGUUCCAAAGGCACCCUCUAAUUUAAUAAAAAAUGUAAAAUUAGCUAUGGAGAUUGUUUGUGGUCAAAAAUUCAUACAGACACGAAGCAGAGAUUCGGCAGGAAAGUCGUUUCGAUUUAAUAAAUUUAUAUUGAAUCGAGAGUCAAAAAAAGACACAGGAUAUGUCACUUACCUAGCACAAAGCACUCUACGAGGGCAUACCAUGUAUAAUUUCUUGGAAAAACUUAUUACGAUAAUAUCUUUUUACGAUUACCCAGUUAAAGUACAAAAAAGCUCCAUUCAAUUAUCAAUGCCAACGUCGUUGUUACGAUUAUUUCCGGAAAUACAAAAUCAUUUCGAGAUUUUUGAACAUAUUCAAGGGUUUGAUGUAACUAUUGUUACUUCAGCUAAAACACAAGAUGAGGCUUUCAUUUUGUGGAGUGGUUUUUUACAAAAAGAGGUUUAG